AUGCCGUUUACGUUUCACCCUUUCAGCGUACGCACAGCUGAAUUUUGUCUUCCGCUGUCCCAGUUAGACGAGGCAUUGGGAGACGUCAUCGAAGCAGCCAAUCAGUACGCCGAUAAGUUUUCCCAGUAUUCAUUGCUUCCCAUCUACGUGCGAAUAGUAAAGACAGACGAUUUAUAUCUGAGUCCAGCCAACAGGAAAUGCCCGCAAGGGGAACAACACGACCACGCCUGUUACAUUGAGGUUCCAUUUUUACCGGGUGCAUUUGGGAUCGAGGAAUACCAUAAGACCGUGGAGGACAAACUCUACUAUAAGUAUAAUGGCCGGCCUCACUGGAGCAAGAACAACCACCUCACCACAGGAAGAGUCAUUAAACUGUACCCAGAGCUUGAACUAUGGAAAAAAGUCUUCAGAAUGUUCAACUCCACUGGAAUAUUUUGCAAUGAAUUCACGCAUAACAUGGGAUUUGACACAUGCAUUGAGGAUCUCGUUAGACUUAGGAACGAAACGACCAUUGGGAUUGAAAAUGACGGUCUUACAAUGGAAGAGGUCAUUACAGUUGAACCAAUUAAUUUAAUAGAAUGCUUUAAUCGCGAUAUAACCACUGCGAUACACCCGGAUGAAGCGUUACAUCAAUGGAAAGCUGUAUAA
Molecule: messenger RNA, 648 nt
Organism: Stylophora pistillata
Lineage: Eukaryota; Metazoa; Cnidaria; Anthozoa; Scleractinia; Pocilloporidae
Cellular component (GO): membrane
Molecular function (GO): D-arabinono-1,4-lactone oxidase activity; FAD binding
Source: RefSeq, a predicted model, not a curated record